This is a messenger RNA of Podarcis raffonei (Aeolian wall lizard), 1330 nucleotides long. It is a transcript of the gene SUCLG1, whose product is annotated as succinate-CoA ligase GDP/ADP-forming subunit alpha. Gene Ontology annotation, cellular component: mitochondrion; succinate-CoA ligase complex (ADP-forming). Gene Ontology annotation, molecular function: succinate-CoA ligase (ADP-forming) activity; succinate-CoA ligase (GDP-forming) activity. NCBI's taxonomy places the organism in Eukaryota, Metazoa, Chordata, Lepidosauria, Squamata, Lacertidae. The coding region runs from base 16 to 1107 and encodes 363 amino acids. The transcript is spliced from 9 exons. The record is from RefSeq and is a predicted model, not a curated record. Gene Ontology annotation, biological process: tricarboxylic acid cycle.
AAGCCCCGCUGGCGCAUGCGCACCGGGUUGCGAUGUCGUGACAGGAAGGGGCCGGCCUCGCAAGGCCCCCCCUUGUCAUUGGCAGCCAGGGCGAAGGCGCCGGGGCGAUGUCGUGCUGCGGGAGCGGCGCCGUGGGCGCGCGAGGCCUCGGCCGCCUCCUUCUGCUCCAAAAAUGGGGUACGACAUUGUUCCUAUUUGGCCACACGAAAGAAUCUCUACAUCACUAAAGACACAAAGGUCGUUUGUCAGGGUUUUACCGGCAAACAGGGUACCUUUCACAGUCAACAGGCGUUGGAAUAUGGCACCAAUCUAGUAGGAGGGAUUUCUCCUGGCAAAGGGGGCAAAACUCACUUGGGGCUUCCGGUCUUUAACUCCGUGAGGGAGGCUAAAGAGAAAACGGGUGCUUCUGCCUCUGCAAUAUAUGUGCCGCCACCAUUUGCCGCCGCCGCCAUCAAUGAAGCCAUUGACGCAGAAAUCCCCCUUGUUGUGUGCAUUACAGAAGGUAUUCCCCAGCAGGACAUGGUGCGUGUCAAACACAGAUUGCUUCGUCAGGACAAGACUCGGCUCGUUGGCCCAAAUUGCCCAGGAGUGAUCAACCCUGGAGAAUGUAAAAUUGGUAUCAUGCCUGGCCACAUUCACAAGAAAGGAAGAAUUGGUAUUGUGUCGAGAUCUGGCACUCUGACAUACGAAGCUGUUCAUCAGACAACUCAAGUUGGACUGGGACAAUCCUUCUGUGUUGGCAUCGGAGGAGACCCAUUCAAUGGAACAAAUUUUAUUGACUGCCUGGAUGUCUUCCUGAAGGAUCCGCACACCGAAGGAAUUAUACUGAUAGGCGAGAUUGGCGGAAACGCAGAAGAAGAUGCCGCUCAGUUCCUUAGGGAAAACAAUUCUGGUCCAGACGCCAAGCCAGUUGUCUCGUUUAUAGCUGGAGUCACCGCGCCUCCAGGCAGAAGGAUGGGCCACGCGGGGGCUAUCAUUGCCGGUGGGAAAGGUGGAGCGAAAGAGAAAAUCGCUGCCCUACAGAAUGCUGGCGUCGUCGUCAGUAUGUCUCCUGCUCAGCUGGGCUCUACUAUAUACAAGGAGUUUGAAAAGAGGAAAAUGCUGUGAGAGGAGGAGGAGGAGGGGAUCCGUCCGAACAUGCCACUGCAGAAAUACCACCUCCCUCUGUGCUGCUCACCUGCUGAUUUUUCUUUUCUCGAGUAUAAUUGACAAUGGUCUUCUGAAUUCAGCUUUAAAGCCAUCAGGUUUCAUUUCAGUGGCUCCUUUGUCCAGACAUAAUUGUACAUCAUAGCAAACGAAUAAAUCUACCACUAAACUUGAUUAUUUGAAA